Molecule: messenger RNA, 486 nt
Organism: Helobdella robusta
Lineage: Eukaryota; Metazoa; Annelida; Clitellata; Rhynchobdellida; Glossiphoniidae
Exons: 3
Coding region: 1-486 (161 amino acids)
Biological process (GO): triglyceride catabolic process
Cellular component (GO): cytosol
Molecular function (GO): sterol ester esterase activity; triacylglycerol lipase activity
Source: RefSeq, a predicted model, not a curated record
AUGGUGUUCACUUUGUUGCAGACUCCAUCAGCCACCUACCCUCUUUCCGAUGGACUGAUCGUUCACUGCCAUGGUGGGGGAUUCAUUGCCCAAUCCUCUGCCACCCACUCUACCUAUUUAAGAGAUUGGGCUCUGAAGACCAAGGUGCCAAUCGUAAGCAUUGAUUAUUCAUUGGCCCCUGAAUUUCACUAUCCCAGACAGGUGGAAGAGAUAUUUUUUGCUUACUGUUGGAUACUUAACAAUUUGCACAUUUUCGGUAGUACGGGUAGCAAGAUCUGCUUUGCAGGAGACAGUGCUGGAGCCAAUCUUGCCACAUCCACCGUUCUUAGGACUAUUCACGAAGGAGUGCGAGUGCCCGAUGGUUUGUUGGCGGUGUACGGAUGCUUUCUGGUAAGUUACUUUCCUACUCCAUCCCGCCUCUUGGCUCUUCUCGAUCCCGUACUUCCACUUGGAAUGCUUCCAAAAUGUGUUGGAGGUGAGAAAUAA